CACUACAAACUUUAAAAAAAACUGUUCUGUGUGACUGUUUUCAAGCAUUCACACAGACAAACUUUAAGUUACUUUGCCUUCGCUGCAUUUAACAUUGCACAGUACAAGUAGGUACAGUCAGACAGUAGCUUGCUAAAUGUGCUGUUCAAUCCACCUCGGGAGCCCUCGUGGAAAGGCGGCGUGCUGAAAAUGGAUUUGUCUUUUUUAAUGUGCGUUUGCGCUGCAAGAGUGUGAGCAGUGCUGAGUGACUUAGCAACAGCAUCACUCCUGCAAUACCACGUCCACUUCGCUCUCCUCCUCACAGCUCUUCUCAAACACAGGUCUGAAAAAGAAACCAGAUGACCUGAUAUUCAGAUGACCGAUGCUGUCUAAUUCUUCUGUCCUAGGCUUGUAUUCUUCUCUCAUCUUCCCAUAGCUGCAUGCACAGAGGAAUGAUGAAAAUUAGGAUCGCAUCUGCAGAGCAGUGCAGUACACCACGAAACAUUUCGAUCUGCCUUCACCUCUGUCAGCUUCAAACAGAAACGGCUUAAUGGAUAAGAUGACCAUGUAGAAUGUUACAAGCUGAGACAACCAGAAUGGGAAACUGUAUAUGGAGAGGAGCUGGACUGCAGCCUUGAAAGCAGGCACCCCUCUAGACUUUUAACAGGGCUUUUGGCACUACUGGAUUGUAUUUUUUUCUCCUAACCUGAGGAAUUCUUCAUAAUAUUUCAUUUAUAGUAAACGCAACUGGAUUUUCUGAAGUUAGCCCUUUUGAUUCAGAAGCUCUACUUUCUCACUGAUAACAUUUUAACCUUUAAAAAAAAAAUUAAGCUAGAGAGCUACAAGCAAUACAAGCAACCAUGGGGGACAUGACAAACAGCGUUUUUUAUGCAAAGAACCAAAGAAACGAGGCCAACCAUGCGGGGGAGUUUGGCUGCACGCUGGAAGAGCUGCGCUCCCUCAUGGAACUGCGAGGCUCGGAGGCUGUCAUCAAAAUCCGGGAGGACUAUGGGGAUACGGACGGGCUCUGCAGGCGUUUGAAAACAUCGCCAACAGACGGCUUGCCCAACAACGCAGCGGAUUUAGACAAAAGAAAAGAAGUCUACGGGCAAAACUUUAUACCUCCAAAGAAGCCAAAAACUUUCUUACAGUUAAUCUGGGAAGCACUGCAGGAUGUGACCCUUAUUAUCUUAGAACUCGCAGCCAUUAUAUCCUUGGGACUCUCUUUUUAUCAGCCUCCAGGAGAGGGGAUUGAAGCGUGCGGUAGUGCUUCAGCUGGAGUGGAGGAUGAGGGGGAAUCCGAAGCCGGCUGGAUCGAAGGCGCUGCUAUUUUACUAUCUGUAGCCUGUGUUGUAAUUGUUACUGCCUUUAAUGACUGGAGCAAGGAGAAGCAGUUUAGAGGCUUGCAAAGCCGCAUUGAACAGGAGCAGAAAUUCUCCGUGGUCCGGGCUGGCACAGUCAUUCAGAUUCUGGUCGCGGAUAUUGUCACCGGGGACAUUGCACAAGUAAAAUAUGGUGACCUACUUCCUGCAGAUGGGAUUUUGAUACAGGGAAAUGACCUGAAGAUUGAUGAAAGUUCAUUAACUGGAGAAUCAGACCAUGUGAGCAAAGCUCCAGACAAGGACCCCAUGCUUCUUUCUGGUACCCACGUGAUGGAGGGUUCAGGGAGAAUGGUGGUCACUGCAGUGGGGGUCAACUCUCAGACUGGCAUCAUCUUCACGCUGCUGGGGGCCGGUGGAGAGGAGGAGGAGAAGAAAGAGAAGAAAGGUGAGACAAUUGAGGAUGGAUGCCAGCUAUCAGACUCCUCACAUCCGUCCUCCCACCCCAUCUCAACUAUAGCUACAGAUGGUGCAGCAGGUGCAAGUGCCACUGGUAAUACCAGCUUGGUCAAUGGUAAAAUGCAGGAUGGGAAUGUGGAGAACAACCUGAAUAAAGCUAAGAAACAAGACGGUGCAGCCGCCAUGGAGAUGCAGCCUCUGAAGAGUGCCGAGGGAGGUGAUGGAGAUGAGAAGGAGAAGAAGAAGGCUAAUAUGCACAAGAAAGAAAAGUCUGUUCUUCAGGGCAAACUGACCAAGUUAGCUGUUCAGAUUGGCAAAGCAGGCUUAGUAAUGUCUGCUAUUACAGUCAUCAUUCUGGUACUGUACUUUGCUAUAGAGAAGUUUGUGAUUGAGAAGAAACCGUGGUUGCCAGAAUGCACCCCGGUCUACAUUCAGUAUUUUGUCAAGUUCUUCAUCAUUGGUGUCACCGUCCUGGUGGUUGCUGUCCCUGAAGGCCUCCCGCUGGCUGUCACCAUCUCCCUGGCCUACUCUGUUAAGAAAAUGAUGAAAGAUAACAACUUGGUCCGACACUUGGAUGCUUGUGAAACUAUGGGAAAUGCGACUGCAAUCUGUUCUGAUAAAACGGGUACCCUCACAACCAAUCGGAUGACAGUUGUGCAGGCCUAUGUUGGGGACACUCACUAUAAAGAGAUCCCAGACCCUGACGCCCUUCCAGCAAAAACACUGGAUCUCAUGAUUCACUCAAUCUCGAUCAACAGUGCAUAUACAACAAAAAUACUGCCCCCUGAUAAAGACGGGGGUCUUCCACGGCAGGUGGGGAACAAGACUGAAUGUGGUCUUCUUGGGUUUAUUUUGGACCUGAAACGAGAUUAUCAACCAAUUCGGAAUCAGAUCCCAGAGGAGAAGCUGUACAAGGUCUACACAUUCAACUCUGUGAGGAAGUCAAUGAGCACAGUGACAAAACUGCCCAAUGGGAGCUUCAGAAUGUACAGCAAAGGGGCCUCUGAGAUAAUCCUUAAGAAAUGCAGCUAUAUUCUGAAUGCAGUAGGAGAGCCUCGCGUCUUCAGGCCCCGGGACCGUGAUGAAAUGGUGAAGAAGGUGAUUGAGCCCAUGGCUUGUGAGGGUCUCAGAACCAUCUGCAUAGCUUACCGUGACUUCCCAGCCAGCCCAGAGCCUGACUGGGACAAUGAAAAUGACAUUGUAAAGGACCUAACCUGCAUCUGUGUGGUUGGCAUUGAAGAUCCAGUAAGGCCUGAGGUCCCAGAAGCCAUCAGAAAAUGCCAGCGGGCUGGAAUCACUGUUCGCAUGGUUACCGGUGACAAUAUCAACACUGCCCGUGCCAUUGCCAUUAAAUGUGGCAUCAUUCACCCAGGAGAAGACUUCUUGUGUAUAGACGGGAAAGAGUUCAACAGAAGGAUCCGGAAUGAGAAAGGAGAAGUCGAACAAGAACGAAUUGACAAGGUCUGGCCAAAACUACGUGUGCUUGCAAGAUCCUCGCCCACUGACAAGCACACCUUGGUAAAAGGAAUCAUUGAUAGCACACAGGUGGGGCAGAGGCAGGUAGUGGCAGUGACUGGCGAUGGGACCAAUGAUGGACCUGCUCUGAAGAAGGCAGAUGUUGGAUUUGCUAUGGGCAUCGCUGGCACUGAUGUAGCGAAGGAAGCCUCUGAUAUUAUUUUGACAGAUGACAAUUUCUCAAGCAUUGUGAAGGCGGUAAUGUGGGGGCGGAAUGUUUACGACAGCAUCUCCAAGUUCCUGCAGUUCCAGCUGACUGUGAACGUUGUGGCUGUGAUUGUUGCGUUCACAGGGGCUUGCAUAACCCAGGAUUCUCCACUUAAAGCUGUCCAGAUGUUGUGGGUCAAUCUCAUAAUGGACACUUUUGCCUCGUUGGCCUUGGCCACAGAGCCUCCGACAGAGUCUCUUUUGAUGAGGAGACCCUAUGGCAGAAACAAACCACUCAUAUCCCGCACGAUGAUGAAAAACAUCCUUGGCCAUGGCAUCUAUCAGCUUGUAAUUAUCUUCACCCUGCUGUUUGCUGGUGAACAGAUUUUUGACAUCGACAGUGGCAGGAAUGCUCCGCUCCACGCCCCCGCAUCCGAACACUACACCAUUAUCUUCAAUACGUUUGUUAUGAUGCAGCUCUUCAAUGAGAUCAAUGCUCGGAAAAUCCACGGUGAAAGAAACGUCUUCGAUGGCAUUUUCAGGAACCCUAUCUUCUGCUCUAUUGUUUUAGGCACACUUGGCAUUCAGAUUAUCAUCGUACAGUUUGGUGGAAAACCCUUCAGCUGCUCUCCACUUGAUGUUGACAAGUGGCUGUGGUGCCUAUUUAUUGGAUUGGGAGAACUCUUAUGGGGGCAGGUCAUAGCAACCAUUCCAAAAAAUAGUCUCAAGUUCCUAAAAGGAGCAGGGCAGCUCACACAUAAGGAUGAGAUGCCAGAAGAGGAAAUGAAUGAAGACACAGAAGAGAUCGACCACUCGGAGAGAGAGCUGCGACGUGGCCAGAUCUUGUGGUUCCGUGGGCUUAACAGGAUUCAGACUCAAAUCCGCGUCGUGAAGGCAUUCCGUAGCUCCCUCUAUGAAGGAUUGGAGAAACCUGAAUCAAAAUCCUCCAUUCACAACUUCAUGACUCAUCCAGAGUUUAGAAUAGAAGACUCCCAGCCCCACAUCCCCCUUAUAGAUGAUACAGACAUAGAAGAAGAUGCAGCUCUCAAGCAAAACUCCAGUCAACCAUCAUCACCCAACAAGAACAACAAUGCUAUUGACAGUGGAAUUAAUCUUACCACUGACACAAGUAAAUCAGCUAGUUCUUCAAGUCCAGGAAGUCCUCUACACAGCCUGGAGACCUCACUUUAGCUGAACACGUCUUUGCAAAAUAAAAUAAAAAAAACACAAAACAAAACCGAAUCAACUGCUGGCUGAAAACUGUUUUAAAUGAGCUACUCUUCCCUGUGAGGAAAAGUAAGACAUCACUAACAAAGUGAUUAGAACAAGUCAGAACCCCUAAUAUAUAUAUAUAUAAACAAUCGCGCUCCUGCAUGAAUGUACAUUUCCCACAUGAUUUUAUUUAAUUACAUUUUUUUCGGUGGGAACUGCAGCUGACUCCAUUUUAAGACAGCUUAUCCAAUUCACUGGUCUGUGACUUUUUUUUGAAGUGCUUGUGUGGCAUGGACUUAAUUGUAUAGAUUUAUUUAAGUAACAAGAAGAAAAAAAAAGUGUAUUAAAGUUGCAAAGCUCAACAUGCACAGUAGAUUUGCACCAAUUGGAAAGAGGAACCUAUAAAUAAUCUACAUUUAUUAAACAUAUAAUAUAUACAGAGUUUAUCUUCUUUGUUUGUUGGCAUGUUGCCUUGUUUCUGCUUAAAUGGCUCUUACUACUUUAACUUAUUUAUGUCCUAAAGAGAAUGUAAUUUGUUUACAGAAGCUGUAGAUACUUCCUAGUUUAUUUAUAGGGUACCAUCCAUUCUACUGGUGUGGUAUGAACAGAUCAAGUUGUUGAGUACCUCUGUAAUAUUGGACUUGGAUGUUUUAUUACAAACUGCGUACUGAAUUUGCCUGCUAUUUUUGUUAAAUAUGUAGAUAUUUUUAGAAGAAAGAAGCCAAAAUAUAAUGGGAUAUAUUAUUUAAUGUGGCAUCUUAAUAUUAUAUGAUUGUGGGGAACAAAACUGAAAGGCUUUCUUUGUUUCCAAAUACAAAUCUGGUAUAGGUUCUCUCUUUUAUUUAAUGUUCUUUUUCUUUUUUAUGGAAUGCUUGGACUUCAUGUUUGGUCAGUCUCGAUCCAGACAGGGUCACUCUGAACUAAUUUUAUUGAAAUAUCUGCUACGUAAGCAAUGCUUGUUCAACUGAGGUGUUUUAAAUUAAGUGUAACCAUCAAAGGCUGUGAUGGGUUUAUAAUAUAAGAAACUAUUUCAAACUAACUUUAUAUUUGGCUUUAUCUGUAUGGAAAUCAAAAGUUGUGUUGAAGUCUCGUGGAAUAUUGUGUUGAUUUUUCAUUUUAGCGGUUUAGAUUUCUUUGUUAUUCUUUUUUCUUUCUUUUUUUUUUUUAAAGGAAAAAUCACAGCUUUUGGGCUGUUGGCAUUUUGAACAAAGACACAAUGGAUUGUUGCUUUUUGACUUUUUAAAAAUUCAAAUUUUCUGCACUAUCCAGAUAUGAAUGAAACUUUCUGUGGUGUAAUAUUUACUGUAGAUGUGCUUUUGUGUGAUUUAACCAAGCUUGUCUUCCUGCAGUCACUGAAUAUACUCUAGCCUCUCAACCGUGUAGAUGUUAACUAUUUAUUGUGCUCUCUAAAAGAAAGGCCAUUUGAAAGACUAUCAUGGAGGAUAUACUAAUAAAUGCAUCAAGAUGUUAACAGCCCUGGUAUCUUAUUUUACAUUUUUUUAUUUAUGGGGCUUACUCGGAAGCAUGAAGCAAUCCUCAUAUAUACAGUAGGUCAAAUCCCACUUUCUACCUAGAUUUUAGUUAUGUGGCCUGUAUAAGAUUUUGUGUAAAUUUAAGCAGCUUAGAUGUUCGUGAGAGAUAUAAGUGAAGGACCAUUUAUUAUGUGCUUUUUUUUAAGGAGUGACCUUUUCUGCAACUCCUUAUUAUUAUUAUUAUUAUUAUUAUUAUUAUUAUGCUUUUUCAAAAUGUGUUUUAAUACAUUCAGUAGUUUCAAAUAACCUUUAAAACACAUUUGUAUGUUAACCAGAAACCUGUCUUUGAAAUAAAUGGUAUCAAGUUGCGCAGUAUGUUCUUUGUAAAUAGCAAUUUUCAUCUGAGAUGCAUAGAAAUUCAGGCUUUGGAGCGGAGACUGUGUUCUGUAUAUGUGAUGCAGCUUUUGUUUGGUCAAAUUAGCUAUUAUUCAAGUCACAGAUACAGGUCACGCAUUCUGCGCAAAGUGUUUAACUUUGUUGCUUUAAAGCUCUUUGCAGUUGGGUACAAAUUAUGAAAUAGGUGACCAAUUUAUUUUUAAAAAAUCCCUGCAUUGCAUAAAUGCUUCUGUGUACUGUACUUGGCAGCAUGAAUUUUGUGGAACAAAAAAACAAACAAACAAACAAAAAAAAAACCAAUCUAGCCAUGUUUGAGUAACUGAUAUGUGUUCAUCCAUCUGUUUUUAUGAAUUUUUUUAUCUAGACAAUAAUUGUAAAUAAAGAACUCAAUGUCUCUGUUCAUUUAAUACUAUGCAAACAGUCAUGCUUUCUGCUUGUUAUCCCCCCUGUCCCUAGAGUGUGUUUCUGGAAUGUUUGUGGUUUCAAAAGUCAGUAAAUUAUGUGAUGUAAAUUUUAUUUUAUAAUCUGAAGAAAAUAAUGAACUAUGACUCUUGCUGCUUGCUGUCUAUAAAUGAAUACCUGGCAGGAGCACAAGUGGAAGAAAAAAAAAAAGCUGAAAAUUAAAUAAAUUCCCAGAGCAGCA
Polyodon spathula (Mississippi paddlefish) is the source of this 7142-nucleotide messenger RNA. Its product is annotated as plasma membrane calcium-transporting ATPase 2. Gene Ontology annotation, cellular component: postsynaptic density membrane; intracellular membrane-bounded organelle. The transcript is spliced from 25 exons. Gene Ontology annotation, molecular function: P-type calcium transporter activity; ATP binding; PDZ domain binding. Bases 840 to 4610 code for a protein of 1256 amino acids. NCBI's taxonomy places the organism in Eukaryota, Metazoa, Chordata, Actinopteri, Acipenseriformes, Polyodontidae. Gene Ontology annotation, biological process: calcium ion transmembrane transport; regulation of cytosolic calcium ion concentration. The record is from RefSeq and is a predicted model, not a curated record.